Molecule: messenger RNA, 1664 nt
Organism: Abrus precatorius (Indian licorice)
Lineage: Eukaryota; Viridiplantae; Streptophyta; Magnoliopsida; Fabales; Fabaceae
Product: protease Do-like 1, chloroplastic
Exons: 8
Coding region: 65-1372 (435 amino acids)
Biological process (GO): proteolysis
Molecular function (GO): serine-type endopeptidase activity; protein binding
Source: RefSeq, a predicted model, not a curated record
ACAAACAACGUUUCCAUUUUACAUAGCAGACAUCGCUGGACCUUAGUCCAAACAAACCAAACCAAUGGCCACUGUUUGUUCCCUCAUUUCCACACUCUUCCCUUCUUCUUCUUCUUCUCCUUCUUCUUCUUCUUCUUCUUCUUCAUUUCCUCGCUUCGCAAACACCAAACCCACCAUUCACCUAUCCAAAUCCCUUCAUCUCCACACGUCCACUCACUUAUUCCUUCGCCCUCAAAUUCCAUCUCCAAUAACCCUUCUUCCCAAACUCACCAUUCCCAAAACCUGCUUCGAUUCUCUUCUUCUUCUCUGCACCUCCCUCGCUCUUUCCUUCACUCUCUUCAUUGCAAACGCCGAUGAUGCGUCUGCCUUCGUUGUCACCACUCCAAGGAAGUUACAAUCCGAUGAACUCGCCACCGUUCGUCUCUUCCAAGAAAACACUCCCUCUGUUGUCUACAUAACCAACCUUGCUGUCAAGCAGGAUGCGUUCACGUUGGACGUGUUGGAGGUUCCUCAGGGAUCUGGGUCUGGCUUUGUUUGGGACAAGAAGGGUCAUAUUGUGACCAAUUAUCACGUUAUUCGCGGUGCUUCUGAUCUCAGGGUCACUCUUGCUGACCAGUCAACUUACGAUGCCACAGUUGUUGGUUUUGACCAAGAUAAGGAUGUUGCUGUGCUGCGCGUUGAUGCUCCCAAGGACAAACUCAGGCCUAUACCUAUUGGGAUCUCUGCUGACUUGCUUGUUGGUCAGAAAGUGUAUGCUAUUGGGAAUCCGUUUGGACUUGACCACACUCUUACAACUGGUGUCAUCAGUGGACUUCGGCGAGAAAUAAGUUCUGCUGCAACUGGUCGUCCAAUUCAAGAUGUUAUACAGACAGAUGCAGCAAUUAAUCCUGGUAACAGUGGAGGGCCACUCUUAGAUAGUUCUGGAAACCUCAUUGGGAUUAACACAGCUAUAUAUUCCCCUUCUGGUGCAUCCUCUGGUGUUGGAUUUUCUAUUCCAGUGGACACUGUAAAUGGCAUUGUUGAUCAAUUGGUGAAGUUCGGGAAGGUUACAAGACCUAUUUUAGGGAUCAAGUUUGCUCCAGAUCAGUCUGUUGAGCAGUUGGGGGUUAGUGGAGUGCUUGUCUUAGAUGCUCCUGCCAAUGGUCCAGCUGGAAAAGCGGGCUUGCUACCAACAAAGCGUGACACCUAUGGUAGACUCAUUUUAGGUGACAUCAUAACAUCAGUGAAUGGUAAGAAGGUUACUAAUGGGAGUGAUUUGUACAGAAUUCUUGACCAGUGUAAAGUGGGUGAUAAGGUGAUUGUGGAGGUGUUGCGAGGUGACCACAAGGAGAAGAUCCCUGUCAUAUUGGAGCCAAAGGCUGAUGAAUCAUGAUGAUAUGCAACACAUCAUAUCCUGCAUGUAUAUAUAUUUCAUAUGCCAGGGAAUGAGUGCAGCUGUUUUAAGUGUAUUCUUAGGUUGUUUCUUGCUUCAUAAGAUGUCCAACUGUACAUAAUAAGUACUAUGGGACUGGCAGCACAUCACCCUCUAACUUUCUCAUUAUUCAAGUCACUACAACUUGCCACAUGUAUUUGCCCCAACACAAAUUGCUAUUCAGAUGAAGCAUGAUCAAUUUAUGAUCAUUGUGGUGCUUUUUAUUUUAUUUUCGAAAAUAAUGUUUUUUUUU